UAGGAAUUUUAAUUUAUUGCAUAUAUAAUAUACCUUUACUAUUACUGCAUUAAUUUUUAUUAUAGCGUGUAUUUUAACUAUAAUUAAUAUAAUAUAAUCUAGGAAUGAUGCUGAGUUAGUUGACGAAAUUGUCAAACAUAUUAGAGAGAAAUUGGAAACUCUUCAUUCACCAAUUGAUUAUUUAAAGAAAGGCUUAGUUGGAAUCGAUAAGCGCAUUAAAGAUCUCGACAAAUUGUUAGCAAAUGCUUCCAAGGUAGGAAUUUUUGGCACGGGCGGGCUGGGUAAGACCACCCUAGCUGAAGUUGUAUUCGAACGAUCUCGUCAUCAAUUUGAUCAUGGGUGCAUUUUAAAAGAUGUUCGAGAACAAAUCGAAAAAAAUGGAUCAAAUCAUUUGGCACAAGAUUUUGUCAAAAGACUAUCAAAGGAAGAAAAUGGAGAUUUCGAUGAUGCAAAAAAGAAAAUGCUAAGUCAGAAAAAGUUGCUGUUAGUUCUUGAUGAUGUGGAUUGCUUGGAACAUUAUGAAGCUUUGCUUAAAGAUGAACGUGAUUGGUUAAACUCUGAAAGUAAAGUUAUCAUAACAAGCAGAGAUAAACAACUACUUCGAAAUAUUGUUAGAGGCAACGAAAACAUAUACGACUUACAGAGACUAAAUGAAGAAGAAGCUCUUCAACUCUUCUUGUUGCAUGCUUUCAAAAGGGAAAAUGUUGAAGAAAAGGAGAGAGAAUUUUCAAGAAAGUUUGUAGACUAUGCUAAAGGUCUUCCAAUUGCUCUUAAAGUCUUGGGUUCUGAUCUUUAUUUAAAGAGUAUGAAUGAAGGGCAAAGCUUGUUGAGUAAGCUGAAACAAGUAGAACCCGAUCAAGGAGUACAAAAGGUACUAAAAGUAAGUUUUGAUGGACUGGAAGAAAAAGAGAAGAGCAUAUUUCUUGUUAUAGCAUGUUUCUUUCGAGGUCAGGACAAAGAUUUUGUGAAAGAUAAAUUGGGUGGUCGUGGUUCUUUUGAUGCUGUUAUUGGAGUUCUUGUUGACAAGUGUUUGAUAACUAUAUCUAAAAGCACAUUUGCUCAUGGGCUAGUCCUUCAAGUGCAUGAUUUGUUACAUGAAAUGGGCCAGUCCAUUGCUCGUGGGUUAGGUCGUAAUCAUUUGCAAAAUCAUAGUAGAUUAUUGAUGUCUAAAGAUAUUUGCCACGUCUUGAAGAAUGAUAAGAAUUGGCGCGAAAGAUUGAAGAUGUUUAUAGUGUUAGCUGGUAGAUUGAAGAUUAAAUAGCUGAUGUUCUACACUUGAAUUUGGAGGAAAGCCACUAUGCAUUACACGAUUUUUUAAUUUCUUUUAUUAAUUAAUCCAGAAAUCCUUGCAUCUUGUAUAUGAAUUUUGUAUCUUGUAAAGUUGUAAUAUUUUUACUUAAUCUAACCUUCUUUGUUUUCGUCAUCAA
Messenger RNA from Humulus lupulus (European hop), 1427 nucleotides. Its product is annotated as TMV resistance protein N-like. Gene Ontology annotation, molecular function: ADP binding. Gene Ontology annotation, biological process: defense response. Bases 461 to 1261 code for a protein of 266 amino acids. The record is from RefSeq and is a predicted model, not a curated record. Lineage: Eukaryota; Viridiplantae; Streptophyta; Magnoliopsida; Rosales; Cannabaceae. The transcript is spliced from 2 exons.